Molecule: messenger RNA, 3564 nt
Organism: Funneliformis caledonium
Lineage: Eukaryota; Fungi; Glomeromycota; Glomeromycetes; Glomerales; Glomeraceae
Source: the annotation of a GenBank genome assembly
AUGCCACCAAGAAGGGGAAGACAACCAACGCAAAUUUCUGCACAAAACAACGAUCGAGCUAAUGAUAAUAGACCUAUAGGUAGACCUAGAGGUCGCUUACGAGGACGCCCUCCACGUCCUCGAGGACGACCACGAGGUAGCUCACAAAGCCAAUUACACUCAAUUUUAGCUUCUCAAGGUGAAUCCUUCAAUCAAACUGAUACAAAUCUUGAAGCUUCGGAUCCUGACGUUAACUCAUUAAGAGACGAAAUUAGUUUAAAUGAACUGGUAAAUCUUCAACAACAAAUCCAAUUUCAAAGUGAUCGACGUUCUAGAGGGCGACCUCGUGGAAGUCGGACUAAUCAUCCUAUACGUAAUUCGACAUCGCAAACAACGGUACCUCAAGAAGUAUCUCAAUCAGAUGUAAGAGAUGAAAUUAGCUCUAAUGACGAUAUUACAAUUUCUCAAGAAGUUCCGCAUCAAAGUAGUCACCGUCCUAGAUCACGCCCACGUGGAAAUUGGGCUAAUUAUUCGACAAACAGAUUGAACACACAUCAAGACACUACUCGGUCUCAAGCAGAUCAAGUUAUACUGAAUGAUGACGUGCUUUCUCAAGGACUGGAUCCUCAAAAUCAACGUUCUAGAGGUCGUUCGCGUGGAACCAGAGCGUCACGAAGGACUAUUUCACAGGUUCAUGCAAAUCGAGAAGCAAAUGAUAACUUGUCAAGAGAUGCUGAAGUUAGUGGAAGUGAAUCUCGAGGCGAUGUUUCUGGUAAUUUGCGUGAAGAAAUUAUUAAUGUAUCAAACCCUCUUGAUAAUUCAACUGAGGUAGUAGCCACUACUAUUGCUGAUAAUUCACAUGGACAAACAAGUUCCGUACCAUCGUUAGGAAAUGAAGAAGAUGAAGUUGAUGACGGUGGUGAUCCUGAGGCACAUAUAAUGGAAGAAAAUGAGCAAGAUCGAUGGAAAAAAUUUGAAGUUGGUGCGAAAUCUAACAAAAAUUUAUGCAUUAUACCUGAUGGUGCAGUGAACCUUACACGUCAACAAAGAAUUACAGCAUUUCUGAAAGGUGCACCAGAGAUUAAACCUUCAAGAAAAUACGAGGAACUUGACAGUUCAUUAAAGACCGUUGUGGAAUUUUUGGAUAACAAUGAAAUUAUAAAAGCAUUUUGUUGUCUUCAACAAAUAUCGAGAUCUCAUACAUAUAUUACAUUUCAAAGGUUGGAUAAAUAUAAGAUAUUUAAUAAGUUAAAUGAAAAGUAUGACAAAAAUCAAGAUAUUAUUGAUGAAUUCCUCAUCGAAGAUGGUAAACCAUCACCCCUUUUUUCGUUAUUGAUUAAUGGGUUAAGAACAAAAUUAGACGAUAUCUUAACAACACCACAUUUGGUGGACUCCAACUGUGCAAAAAUUCGUCUCCGAGACGUAUUAAAUAAAAAAAUCAAAUUAAAGUUCGUUGGUAAGACGGAAACUUAUUUGAAGAAAGCAUGGCCUUAUCGACGGUUUAAAAAUAUAAGUGAAGGAUUAACUCGUCGAACAAUGACAAACAAUGAAAUCGGGAGCUUUGAUUCGACUCAUUUUGAUUCUAGUUCUACCGAAUCUCACACGUCGGGUGAUGAUCAUGAUGAUUUUUCGGAAGGCGAAGUAGCAAAUAAUAAUGACGCGGAUGCUCUUGUCCAAGAUAAUUUACAUAAUGAAGAUCCUCUCGGUUCAAUUAAUCAAGAAGUAAUAAAUAAUGACGAGAAUCCUUUAGGUGCUAGAAGACGAGAUAUUGUUCCAUAUGAUUGGGAAGAAGAAAGCAAUAACGAUGAAAGUGGCAUGGAACCGCAUAUCGCGUCUGAUGAUGAUUUUUCUGAUUCAAGCGUUUCUGAUCAUUACACUUUUUGGUUUAUGAAGGAUGGUGUUAAAAAGAAAAUAGCAUUAGAUUCGACUGUAUAUACGGUUAUUCACAGUUAUUUAACAAAGAAAGAAAUUCGUACGCUAAAGGUAGAUGAAAUAUUUGAAAAAGAAUAUAUUAUUCACUUCGAAAAGGUUGAGGAACAGACAUAUGAAAAUGAUAAUGAUUUACUUGAUGAAUUAGAAUUUCAUGAUCAAAUGCUACUUAUUUUAAAUCUUAUGAGGAAUCUAUAUAAUACAUAUAACAGAAGCGUUUUUGAUUACUAUGAUCCUGAUAUAUUUCGAAGCUCUCAAAUAAUUCAGAAAUUGAGACCAUUCGAAAAGAAGUUAAUAAGUCGUAUUACUGGGUAUUAUCCUAAAGUGAUCGUUACGCUUUUGAGCCACUAUGGAUUCUUAUUUGACGGCUUUUGUCGUCACAAAUAUUUCAUUAGAAAUCUCUUCGGUCUUAGGAAGGUACCAAGAGGCUUGUCUCUAAGUCUAAUCGAUUUAAUUAGGAGUAAAAAACUUUUACCAAAAACAAAGAAAAAAGAGAACGUUCAAAAAGAAGGAUUAACUAAUUGGACUCGAGAGAAGUUCCACAAGUAUUCGGAUGCAAAAACAACUUUUGGAAUUACUUUCGCAGGAGAAAUGGGAAUAGGCGCAGGCGUAACGCGUGAUUUUUUCACACAAAUGUCUCAUUAUUUUCAAACUGUCGGAUCUAAUAUGUGGAUCGAUCUUGAAACCUCACCAAAUCUUGAUGAUUAUGUGAGCAAUGAGUACAAUUUAUAUCCGACACUGUUUGAUGAAGCAUAUGCUGCUUCAGAUGAAGGAAUUCGCGUGCUUAAGGAUUUCUACAUUCUUGGAAUGUUGACUGCGAAAUCAUUAGCCGACAAACAAAUUAUGGAAAUUCCCCUCAACAAGUUAUUCCUCAAAAAGCUCAUUUUCGGAGAGUUCCCAACUCCGGAACUUUUCAACUACGAUUUUACAAAAACCGAAAUUCAAAGUCGCAAGAAGGAAAUGAAAGUUAAAAAAUUGCUUGGAUUGAUAGAUCAAAUUAAUCCUUCGAUCACUAAAAUGAUAAAUCAUUUUCAUAGCGUUCAGAAUAAUUUGGAAUUUUCGGAUUGUUAUUACAUUCCAGCUGGUCGUAGUUGGCACAAAAAUAAUUUGGUGUCCAUUGAUCUUCCAGAAUUGGAAUCACAGAAUAGUUUCUAUGUGUUCUUGAAUAAAAUCAAAGAAGUAAUAUUUGAAACUGGAAUCCGUGAACAAAUAAGUAAAUUUAGAGAAGGUUUCAAUCAUGUGUUUCCUCUGGAUCACUUAAAAAAUUUCUAUACUGUAGAGGAGAUACAUAAGGUGGUCUUUCACAAUAAAAAAGAGGAUUGGUCGGCAGAUGUUAUUCGUCGUGCUUUCUUUGUUAAUAAUGAAAGCUUUAAAAAUGAGGUGGAUAAAAUUUCACAAAUUUUAUCAAAAUUCAAUAUCGAUGAGCAACGAAAGAUGCUCCGUUUUUUUACCGGAUCAACAAGGCUUCCUAUCGGUGGAUGGACCAAAUUAAAACCUGAAUUAGCUGUCAUUGAAGACACGGGAGCCUACCCAAUCGGUAGGACAUGCUUCAACAAGUUGUCUGUUCCUCGAAAUAAUAGUCUCCAAGGCCUGGAGGAUAAGUUGAAGUUAGUGAUCAACAAUAGUGAAAUAGCAGAACGAAUAGACAGAGAAUAA